UCCGUCAAUGCCUACAGGAGCUUCUGAUGGCUAUACUGGUCAAACAAUGUCUCCAUUUACGGAUUCAUCAAUGCCUACAGGUGGAUAUACUUCAAUGCCUACAGGAGCCACUGAUGACUAUACUGGUGAAACAAUGUCGCCAUUUACGGAUUCAUUAAUGCCUACAGGUGCUGAUCCGUCAAUGCCUACAGGAGCCACUGAUGGCAAUACCGUUGAAACAAUGUCUCCAUUUACGGAUUCAUCAAUGCCUACUGAUGGAUAUCCUUCAAUGCCUACAGGAGCCACUGAUGGCUAUACCGGUGAAACAAUGUCUCCAUUUACGGAUUCAUCAAUGCUUACAGGUGGAUAUACAUCACUGCCUACUGGAGCUAAUGAUGGCUAUACUGGUGAAACAAUGUCUCCAUUUACGGAUUCAUCAAUGCCUACAGGGGGAUAUCCUUCAAUGCCUACAGGAGCCACUGAUGGCUAUACUGGUGAAACAGUGACUCCAUUUACGGAUUCAUCAGUGCCUACAGGUGCUGAUCCUUCAAUGCCUACAGGAGCCACUGAUGACUAUACUGGUGAAACAAUGUCUCCAUUUACGGAUUCAUCAAUGCCUACAGGUGCUGAUCCGUCAAUGCCUACAGGAGCUACUGAUGGUUAUACAGGUGAAACAAUGUCUCCAUUUACGGAUUCAUCAAUGCCUACAGGUGGAUAUCCAUCAAUGCCUACAGGAGCCACUGAUGGCAAUACCGGUGAAACAAUGUUUCCAUUUACGGAUUCAUCAAUGCCUACAGGUGGAUAUCCUUCAAUGCCUACAGGAGCCACUGAUGGUUAUACUGGUGAAACAAUGACUCCAUUUACGGAUUCAUCAAUGCCUACAGGUGCUGAUCCGUCAAUGCCUACAGGAGCUACUGAUGGUUAUACUGGUGAAACGAUGCCUUCAUCUACUGAUUCAUCAAUGUCUACAGGUGCUGAUCCGUCAAUGCCUACAGGAGCUACUGAUGGUUAUAAUGGUGAAACAAUGCCUUCAUCUACUGAUUCAUCAGUGCCUACAGGUGCUGAUCCUUCAAUGCCUACAGGAGCCACUGAUGGCUAUACUGGUGAAACAAUGACCCCAUUUACGGAUUCAUCAAUGCCUACAGGUGCUGAUCCGUCAAUGCCUACAGGAGCCACUGAUGGCUAUACUGGUGAAACAGUGACUCCAUUUACGGAUUCAUCAAUGCCUACAGGUGCUGAUCUGUCAAUGCCUACAGGAGCCACUGAUGGCUAUACUGGUGAAACAAUGACUCCAUUUACGGAUUCAUCAAUGCCUACCGGCGGAAAUCUCUCAAUGCCUACAGGAGCUACUGAUGUUCAUACAUCAACAUCAGCAUCACAGCCUUCAACAUCUUCUUCAGCUUCAGCAUCACCGACCUCAACUUUUUCCACACCAUCCACGUCAGAAGUACCGAGUUCAACAUCUGCAACUUCUUCAACAUCAGCAUCCCCGACUUCAACAACUUCUUCAACAUCGACAUCACCGACUUCAAGAACUUCUUCUACUUCAGCAUCACCGACUUCAACUUCCUCCCCAACUUCCACCAUCACCGACUUCAACUUCCUCCACAACUUCCACGCCAGAAGUACCGAGUUCAACAUCUUCAACGGCCUCAACAUCAGCAUCACCGACUUCAACAACUUCUUCAACAUCAGCAUCACCGACUUCAACAACUUCUUCUACUUCAGCAUCACCGACUUCAACUUUUUCCACAUUUUCCACGUCAGAAGUACCGAGUUCAACAUCUGCAACUUCUUCAACAUCAGCAUCACAGCCUUCAACAUCUUCUUCAGCUUCAGCAUCACCGACUUCAACUUCUUCCACUUUUUCCACGUCAGAAGUACCGAGUUCAACAUCUGCAACUUCUUCAACAUCAGCAUCACCGACUUCAACAACUUCUUCAACAUCGGCAUCACCGACUUCAACAACUUCUUCAACAUCGGCAUCACCGACUUCAUCAACUUCUUCUACUUCAGCAUCACCGACUUCAACUUCUUCCACAUUCUCCACGUCAGAAGUACCGAGUUCAACAUCUGCAACUUCUUCAACAUCAGCAUCACCGACUUCAACAACUUCUUCUACUUCAGCCUCACCGACUUCAACUUCUUCCACAUUUUCCACGUCAGAAGUACCGAGUUCAACAUCUGCAACUUCUUCAACAUCAGCAUCACCGACUUCAACAACUUCUUCAACAUCAGCAUCACCGACUUCAACAACUUCUUCAACAUCGGCAUCACCGACUUCAUCAACUUCUUCUACUUCAGCAUCACCGACUUCAACUUUUUCCACAUUUUCCACGUCAGAAGUACCGAGUUCAACAUCUGCAACGGCUUCAACAACAGCAUCACCGACUUCAACAACUUCUUCAACUUCGGCAUCACCGACUUCAACAACUUCUUCAACAACCUCCUUAACGUCAGCAUCAGCAACUGCAACAACAGUUACAACAUCAGCAUCACCGACUUCAGUUUCAGCAUCAACAACAACCACAGCAACUACAACACCGACAACUAUAACAUCAACAAUAUCCGCUUCUACAGCAGUUGCACAAUCUAA
Mizuhopecten yessoensis (Yesso scallop) is the source of this 2575-nucleotide messenger RNA. RefSeq names its product mucin-5AC-like. Bases 8 to 2575 code for a protein of 855 amino acids. The record is from RefSeq and is a predicted model, not a curated record. The transcript has 2 exons. Lineage: Eukaryota; Metazoa; Mollusca; Bivalvia; Pectinida; Pectinidae.